Messenger RNA from Durio zibethinus, 1263 nucleotides. NCBI's taxonomy places the organism in Eukaryota, Viridiplantae, Streptophyta, Magnoliopsida, Malvales, Malvaceae. The record is from RefSeq and is a predicted model, not a curated record.
UCUGAUAUGGAUGAAAAUUUGAGGAGGGCUGCUCGAGAAGGAAAUGUUGAUGAAUUAUACGCAUCAAUCCAAAGAAAUUCUAAUGUUUUGAGGCGUAUUGAUGGGAGAGACUUUGUUGACACUCCAUUACACCUAGCAGCAGCAGAAGGGUGCAUUGAUUUUGCUAUGGAAAUAAUGACUUUAAAGCCUACAUUUGCUAGGAAGCUAAACCAACAAGGCUUUAGACCCAUUCAUCUUGCAGUGGAAAGGGGACAUAAAAGAGCUGGUGCUACUUCUCUGGGAAAAGGAUACAAAAAGAAAAAGAUUCUUUUCAGAUUGUAUAAUUUCAUCUUAAUCAAACAGAUGCUCAAACUACUAUUGAAAUGCAAGGCUGACAAGCAUGCGACCAAUCAGGAUGGAUCAACGGCACUGAAUGUCGCACAACAACUUAAUAACAAAGAAAGCAUUAGAAUUCUGCGUGGUUGCUGUAUUCCAAGAGUUUCAACUUUUAAUUAUAAAUGGCAGAAACAAAUUUUCAAGAGUGUGACGAAGGCAUCGGCUGCAAUUUUUCAAGAUAUGGACAAUAUAUCAAUUGAGGACCGCAAUGCCUUACUAGUAAUUCUAGGACUGCUUUUAACAGCAACCUACCAAGCCAGUCUUAGCCCACCUGGUAGUGUUUGGCAGGGAGAGAGUUCCUCAAACUCCACUGCCGAUGAUAUAGAUGAUGAACAAGUAGGGAAAUCAGUCAUGGAUGAAAUUACCUUUCUUUAUUUCUACAUUCCAACCUCUGCUGUUUUCGUAGUAACGUUUUUCCUAACAUUGGGUCUCCUUAAACCUUUUCCUCGUGGUUUUAGGACUGCUCUUCAGGUACUCCUUGCAUUUCUUGCUAUAUGCUUUUAUCAAUCAAUCUUUUUCCUAGCGCCAACAGAUUUAGCAACUAUAGUUAUUAAUAUAUUUUCAGUUAUGGUUUUCGUUUUGAUGAUGUUCAUGUGUUUUGCUUAUCGGGUGUCAAGAGUUAGUGUUUUAAUUCCAGGAUGUUGGUUAUUCCCUACGGGUGCUCUGCUUAAUGGUUUUAUAGGAAAUGAAAUAGUAGGAUGUUGGUUAUUCCUUUUUCUAUAUGAUGAAUUCUGGAAAGGAACAGCUUUAGUUGUAGGGUAUUGUUUACUCAUUGGUUUGGGCAGACAAGACUUCAUCAUACAUCCUUUUUUUAUGCUAGGAGGCUGGUUAUUCCUUAGUCUAUGUCGAUUCUGCAUAAAGCUGUGCAAUGAAAAUUGUAAUGCCUGA